Messenger RNA from Leishmania major strain Friedlin, 2085 nucleotides. RefSeq lists its product as hypothetical. Gene Ontology annotation, biological process: intracellular protein transport; SNARE complex disassembly. Bases 1 to 2085 code for a protein of 694 amino acids. Gene Ontology annotation, molecular function: syntaxin binding; soluble NSF attachment protein activity. The record is from RefSeq and is a predicted model, not a curated record. NCBI's taxonomy places the organism in Eukaryota, Euglenozoa, Kinetoplastea, Trypanosomatida, Trypanosomatidae. The transcript has a single exon. Gene Ontology annotation, cellular component: SNARE complex; vacuolar membrane.
AUGUCUUCUUCAGCGCCGCUGUCCACGCAGCAACCGGCGCCGCUACCGCUGCAACGGCAGCAGCAACAGCAAUCCACACAGAGCAUGCUGGACGCUAUUCGUCAGCAGGGCUGGGGCAGCGCCUCCUCCGGUGGAGGUGACGCGAUGCCCUCAGACGCCUCGUCUCGCGGGAUGGAGGGGCAUUCGGGGGCGAAGCUCGCGUGCCCCCAAAUGCACGAGGGGCACUCGGCCAUCUCCUCGCGGCCGUUCAACAGUGAGGGCGCGGACAAGCCCUUCGCCGCCGUAGCCGCUACGAGGGAGGCGUCAGAGGCGGCAAAGAACUCGUACGAUUCUAUGCAGCCGUCUGCGGACUCGCAGCAGUUGCGCGGUGCCGAGGGCGAGUGUGCUCUCCCUGGCCACGCCAAUGCCGCCGCCGCCGCCGCCACAUUGCGCAACACCAACGGCGUAUGCGAGGCUAUUGUUACAGCCGCGCGAUACGGGAGGAGCAUGGAACCCAGCGCGUCGGUGCCUGCGGUCACCGCCACCGCUGCCUUGGUAAACGUCGUAGCGGAAGAAAAGGAACGCCGCCGCUUGUCGGGUCCGUUCGGAUCCUACUCGACCACCGACGAAGUCUUCCACCAAAAGUGUAACGACGUGCAGCGGGGCAGUGCGAUCGAGAGCGCGGACAGCCGCACGGAUGCCUCUGGUGGUGCGCUCGUGGUGUCUCCUGCCUACGCGGCGGUCCCAGCUCGCGUGAGCGAGGCGCCCUCGCCGGUCGAUGCUGAGAUGCAGCAGCUCCUGGCCGAUGCCCGCCGCGCCUACACAGCUGCUGAGGAGCGCCUGCUGAGCGACGGUCUUGCCUUGCGCGAGGACUGGAUGGGCACACGCGAUUUGUUUUUCGCAGCUGGCUCGCUUUUCGCCGCCGUCGGCGAGGCGGCAGACGCGGCACGCUGCCUGCUGCACGCCACCUUCAUCAACCGUGCCUUUCAGAACGACAGCGAGGCGAUGGUGACAUUGGCGAUGUCGGUGGAGCAGCUGAAGCAGUCGCACCCGCGUAUCGCGGUGGACUCGCUGCUGCGGCUCGCGCCGUGCUAUGCGCAGCAGGAUCUUCGCUACCAAGCGGCCCGCUGCCACCGUGAUGCUGCUGAAAUACUGGAGAACAUUCUGGAGGCGAAGGAGGAGGCUGUCGUGCAGUACCGCGCCGCGUUGGACAUGUAUGCCGAAACGAAAGUGGCCGCCGCCGAGACGGCGCGACGCUGGGAACGCCAGCAACAGCAACAACGCACCGCUGCCAUCUGGGGCGACCUCACCGGCACACCACCGCUUCCCCCCUCCGCUGGCGCCUCCGCGACCAACGGCGAUCUGACCAGCCCAACGGCGCCCGGUGGUGUCGAGGCCACAUCGCUUGGGUCGGAGCAGCCCUUCGUGUCGCCCAAGUCCACGGCGCCGGUACCCUCCAGCGGCGGUGAUUCCCUUACUUCAUCCGUGAAUGGGCAGAAGCCCCACUCCCUCGAAUUCCCCGCGCAUGGCCCCCCGCAGUAUCGAGUCAGUACGACAGUGCAGCGCAGUCUGGCCGAUUCCUGCCGCUGGCGUCUCAUGAUCCUUCUCACGCUUCUCGGCCGGUACGACGAGGCGCGUGAGGCGGCACUCGACUGUGCGGCGAAUGUGCCGCGCACGCUACCAAAGACGAAGUAUCUGCUCUACGCGACGUUGUGCGUGCUGGCGCGAGGGGCGUCCGUGAAGACGGACAGCACGGCGAAUAGCGUCUCUGACCCAGCGGCCGCUGCGGAGGCAGCGCAAGCACCGGAGACGCCGACGACACCCUUUACGGCAGCUGCCGCCGACACGGUGUACUUCGACAGCCUCUACGACACCGAAAAGUUCUUCCUUGGACUGCAGGACGAGGACCGCACCUUCCAGCGCGGCAAGGAGAACGCGCUUGUGCGCGCCCUACUGGCGGCAAAUCGAGCGUGCUCUCUGACGGCCUUCGACGAGGCCGUGCGCGCCUACAAGGAGUACUCGACAACGGAGCCGUGCGCUGCGUUUGAGUUGUUGGCGGGGGAGUGCCGGCGCAGCCUGUUCGAGCACAUGGAGCGGUUUGCGUGA